Myotis davidii is the source of this 1913-nucleotide messenger RNA. RefSeq names its product cysteine sulfinic acid decarboxylase (gene CSAD). The coding region runs from base 145 to 1626 and encodes 493 amino acids. The record is from RefSeq and is a predicted model, not a curated record. Gene Ontology annotation, cellular component: cytoplasm. Gene Ontology annotation, molecular function: sulfinoalanine decarboxylase activity; pyridoxal phosphate binding. Gene Ontology annotation, biological process: carboxylic acid metabolic process. NCBI's taxonomy places the organism in Eukaryota, Metazoa, Chordata, Mammalia, Chiroptera, Vespertilionidae. The transcript is spliced from 15 exons.
AGGUCAUGGGAGUGAUGUCAUGUUCAUGUGACUGCUGCCUCUACUCACUCCCUCUGCUUCCCUGGUACUAACAUUCUGAAAAGCAAAUUGUGUAACCUGCCUCCAGCUCACCGGAACAGACCUGAGCAGAAAAAUUUCAUCCUGAUGGCUGACUCUAAACCACUCCCCUCCCUUGACUGGGACCCCGUGGCUGCAGAAGCCUUGCUUCGGGACGUGUUUGGGGUUGUUGUGGAUGAAGUCAUUUGGAAAGGGACCAGUGCUUCCGAGAAGGUCUGCGAGUGGAAGGAGCCGGAGGAGCUGAAGCAGCUGCUGGAUUUGGAGCUACGGAGCCAGGGGGAGUCAAAGGAGCAAAUCCUGGAGCGGUGCCAGGCUGUGAUCCGCUACAGCGUGAAGACCUGUCACCCUCGCUUCUUCAACCAGCUCUUCUCAGGGUUGGAUCCCCAUGCCCUGGCCGGGCGUAUUGUCACCGAGAGCCUCAACACCAGCCAGUACACUUAUGAAAUCGCCCCCGUGUUCGUACUCAUGGAAGAAGAGGUGCUGAAAAAGCUCCGGGCGUUGGUGGGCUGGAGCUCUGGGGAUGGGGUCUUCUGCCCUGGUGGCUCUAUCUCCAACAUGUAUGCGGUGAACCUGGCCCGCUAUCAGCGCUUUCCCGAUUGCAAGCAGAAGGGCCUCCGGGCACUGCCACCCCUGGCCCUCUUCACAACGAAGGAGUGUCACUACUCCAUCAACAAAGGAGCUGCUUUCCUGGGACUUGGCACCGACAGUGUCCGAGUGGUCACGGCAGAUGAGAGAGGGAAGAUGGUCCCUGAGGAUCUGGAGAGGCAGAUCAGUCUGGCGGAAGCUGAGGGUGCUGUGCCGUUCCUGGUCAGUGCCACCUCUGGGACUACUGUUCUGGGGGCCUUUGAUCCCCUGGAAGCAAUUGCUGACGUGUGCCAGCGUCGUGGACUGUGGCUGCACGUGGACGCCGCCUGGGGUGGAAGCGUCCUGCUGUCACAGACACAUAGACAUCUCCUGGAUGGGAUCCAGAGGGCUGACUCCGUGGCCUGGAACCCGCACAAGCUCCUCACAGCAGGCCUGCAGUGCUCAGCUCUCCUUCUCCGUGACACUACGAACCUGCUCAAGCGCUGCCACGGGUCCCAGGCCAGCUAUCUCUUCCAGCAGGACAAGUUCUACGAUGUGGCCCUGGACACGGGAGACAAGGUGGUGCAGUGUGGCCGCCGGGUGGACUGUCUGAAGUUGUGGCUCAUGUGGAAGGCACAGGGCGGGCAAGGGCUGGAGCAGCGUGUCAACCAGGCCUUUGCCCUUGCCCGAUACCUGGCGGAGGAGAUGAAGAAGCGGGAAGGAUUUGAGUUGGUCAUGGAGCCAGAGUUUGUCAAUGUGUGUUUCUGGUUUGUGCCUCCCAGCCUGCGCGGCAAGCAGGAGAGUCUGGAUUACAGUGAAAGGCUGGCUAAGGUGGCCCCAGCACUCAAGGAGCGCAUGGUGAAGGAGGGCUCCAUGAUGAUCGGCUACCAGCCCCAUGGGACCCGGGGCAAUUUUUUCCGCUUGAUCGUGGCCAACCCCGCGCUGACCCAGGCCGACAUGGACUUCCUCCUCGACGAGCUGGAACGGCUAGGCCAGGACCUCUGAGUCCUCCUUUCACUGCUGGCCUUGACCCUCCUUCCUCCCCUCUGGCUCUGCAUAUCCCCUCCCCGUGUUCCCAGACCAAUCUUUUUAGGAAACAGAGAGGCUGUAAUAAUGUUUCUAUCCUUUGACCUACUAACUCUCCUCUUAAAUAUGUGAUAUUAGGAGAAUGUUUAAUAAACUACAGUAUAUUCUUAUGAUGGAAUGUUAGGCUGCCUUUAGAAUUAUGUUUACAAAAAGGGUGUUUACUGAUAUGAGAAAAAUAAUUUUAAUAUAAUGUUGAAAAAUCUGGA